Molecule: messenger RNA, 501 nt
Organism: Hibiscus syriacus
Lineage: Eukaryota; Viridiplantae; Streptophyta; Magnoliopsida; Malvales; Malvaceae
Exons: 1
Coding region: 22-423 (133 amino acids)
Source: RefSeq, a predicted model, not a curated record
UUUUUAACAAAUCAAAGAAACAUGAAUCCAUUUGCUUCUUUCUUGCUUAUCUUAUCUUCUCUAGCUUUGGUUUCCAUGGCCAGUGCUCAAGACAGAGCUCCCCAUGGCAUUGCAUACGAGAGCCCUAUGGCCUUUUCGCCUUCGGCAUAUGACUUUUUCCAUCCCAACACCGAAAACCCUUGCUCGGCUUCCAAGUGCUCACCACCGUUACCUGUUGCGGCUCAAGUCGACGGUUCUAAAGCGCUUGCAGAGAAGGUAUCAUCGACACAGGAUAAAUCAGGCCGUGGAAUGGGAGCGGGUGGAGUUGCUGCCAUUGUUUUCAGCUUGGCAUUUGCAGUGCUUUUGGCAAUGGGUGUUUACUAUGUGCUGAUCGCCCGUCGAGCUAAUGCUGAUCGAACAAACAUUGUUCAAGCUGAUGCCUAGAUCAUUUUGCUCUUCAAACAUAUCCAAUUCUCAAUGUACAAUAUAGGCCAAGGCUUGCUAACGAUGGAGUAGCAGUUA